Camellia sinensis is the source of this 1008-nucleotide messenger RNA. The record is from RefSeq and is a predicted model, not a curated record. Lineage: Eukaryota; Viridiplantae; Streptophyta; Magnoliopsida; Ericales; Theaceae.
UAUGUUGUGGGUGCAGGGGGUGCAUGUGGGUAUGGAAACUUGUAUGGACAAGGGUAUGGGACCAGCACUGCGGCUCUAAGCACAGCCCUCUUCAGCAAUGGGUUGAGUUGCGGAGCAUGUUAUGAGCUGAAGUGCAACGACGAUCCCCAAUGGUGCAUUGACAACACCAUUACUGUCACUGCCACCAACUUCUGCCCACCAAAUUACGCCCUCUCUAAUGACAACGGUGGGUGGUGCAAUCCCCCUCGCCAACACUUUGAUUUGGCAGAGCCUGCCUUCUUGCAGAUUGCUCAAUAUCGAGCUGGAAUUGUUCCCGUAUCUUUCAGAAGGGUACCAUGUGCCAAGAAAGGAGGAAUGAGGUUCACUAUCAAUGGCCAUUCUUACUUCAACUUGGUGUUGAUAACAAACGUAGGUGGUGCAGGAGAUGUCCAUGCAGUGUCCAUCAAGGGCUCUAGGACUGGGUGGCAAGUCAUGUCAAGGAAUUGGGGUCAAAACUGGCAGAGCAACUCUUACCUCAAUGGUCAAAGCCUCUCUUUCCGUGUUACAGGCAGCGAUGGAAGGUCAAUCACCAGUUAUGAUGCUGUGCCAGCUGAUUGGCAAUUUGGACAAUCCUUUGAGGGGCCUCAAUUCUAGGAAAGUCAUAUAGAUUCACUAGUGUUUGCAGUUGUGCAAGAGAAGAGAGAAAGAAAAGAUCUAGGUUAAUAGCUACUUAAUGCAAAGAUAGCAUAUGGAGCACCUACUCCCAAGGCUUUUGUACGAGAAAGGAUAUAAAGAAGAAAAAGAAAAAAUAGUCCAAUGCACAAGGCUCUUAUUAUUGCAAGGUCUGAAAGGAUCAGAUGUUGCAGUCUUAUAUAUAACGUAUAUUUGUAGUUAUAGUAACAUUGCCAUUAGAAAAUUUGAGAGACAUAAGCCCCAACUUGGUAGAAAACCUAGAAUUGGGUCAAAUAAGACAUUUUGGUAUACGAUUGAGGUAUGUCACCUUGGUUGGUUGAAUUAUAGUAUAUGGUU